This is a messenger RNA of Agrilus planipennis (emerald ash borer), 1919 nucleotides long. RefSeq names its product organic cation transporter protein. Gene Ontology annotation, biological process: transmembrane transport. Bases 254 to 1894 code for a protein of 546 amino acids. Gene Ontology annotation, molecular function: transmembrane transporter activity. The record is from RefSeq and is a predicted model, not a curated record. NCBI's taxonomy places the organism in Eukaryota, Metazoa, Arthropoda, Insecta, Coleoptera, Buprestidae. Gene Ontology annotation, cellular component: membrane. The transcript has 6 exons.
GUGGCCAAAUUAAUUAUGCCUUGUAAUCGCGCUAAAAGCGAAUUUCGUUUUCAUUUUAAAAUUUUAGGACUGUUUUUGCAAGUAAAAGUGUAUGUACUUAUCUACUUCGGAACAUCAAGUUCACAUAGCUGUACAUAACUAUACACAUAGAAUAAUGAAGUAAAUUAUACGAUCUGAGAUAGUUUUUUCAGUCAUCUUCACUUAAGCGCCCAUGGUAACUUUUUAUGAAUUUUAGUUACUGAAAUUAGAAGUGAUGAGUGCAGUAAAUUCUGGUGAUAAAAAUUGCAAAGAUGAUGACUUGGUGGACGUAGAUGUAAUGUUAGAACAUGCUGGUGGUUUCGGGAAGUACCAAUACAUCUUGAUGGGCCUUUUUGGUUUCAUAAACGUUAUCAGUGGUUUCCACUAUUUUGGGCAGUCUUUUAUUUUCACGAUCCCUUCUUAUCAUUGCGUGGAGACGAAUCCUCAAAACGGGGAAGAAGAAUUGGAAGUCUUUUCAUGUUCUACCCGUGUCGAUAACACGAGUGGAGUCUUUGAAAAACCAUGUACCAAAUGGGCUUUCAAUGGAUCGUAUGGGUAUAUCAGUUUAACGGAAGAGCUGGAAUUGAUAUGUGAAAACAGUUGGAAACCGGCAUUGGGACAAUCGGUUUUCUUCAUAGGUUCCGUUUUUGGGUCACUGGCAUUCGGGGCCUUGGCAGACCACAUAGGAAGAUUGCAUGUUUUGGUAGCUUCCAACAUGUUUGCCUUUUUGGGCAACCUUACGACUCUGUUGUCCAGUAACUUGAUUCUACUUUGUCUUAGUAGAUUUUUGGCCGGACUUGCCACAGACGCCAAUUUCGUCAUGAUGUACAUUAUCGUGAUGGAAUAUAUGAAACCCUCCAUGAGAACGAUAGGUCUGAACCUGUGUAUAGGUGUCUUUUAUUGUCUGUCGUGUGUAAUGGUCCCAUGGGUGGCAGUAUGGUCUGGGAAUUGGAGGAUUUUUCUCAUUGCUGUGGCGGUUCCCCACAUUCUCGUUCUUUUAUUUUACUUCUUGGUCCCGGAAAGCGCCCAAUGGUUGCUGAGCGUUAAAAAGACAGACGAAGCUGUUGAAUGUUUCAGAAGAGUUGCCAAAAUCAAUAAGAAACAGUUGGACGAGAAGAUUGUCGAAGGCUUCAAGAAUUAUGCCAAGGAGAAUGUCAAUUCGACCUGUAACGAAAACCUUUUCGUUCUUUUCAAAACGCCCAAACUGAGAAAGAAAACGCUGAUCUUGAUUUUCAAAUCGAUGGUAGUUUGUUUGUGUUACGAUGCAAUUUCGAGGGACGUGAAUGGAUUCGGUUAUUCGUCAUUUUUAAUUUUCAGCCUUACUUCGAUAACAAUCCUUCCAGGAUGCCUGUUUAUCCUUUUGGUGCAGGAUCGGGUGGGACGCAAAGCCUUAUCGAGCACGUCCCUUCUCAUUUCCGGCAUAUUCUGUUUAAUUAUUGCUAUUUUUCAAGUCAAUAGCAUCAGUACCAUAACGCUUUCAAUUUUUAUGAUCAUAUCAAGAUUCGCCAUUAUCGUGGCCUACAAUUCCUCGACGCAGUAUGCUGUGGAACUGAUACCGACGGUUGUCAGGGGUCAAGGGGUAUCAGCCAUACACGUUUCGGGCUACAUGGUCACCUUCUUCAGUCCGCAAAUUUUGUACUUGGCAAAUUAUUGGAAACCCCUGCCGGAACUCGUGUUGGGAUGUUUGUUGAUGAUGGGCUCCGUGGCGUGUUUAUUUUUGCCGGAAACGUUGUACAGGACUUUGCCCGUUACCCUGGAAGACGGGGAGAAUUUCGGGGAGGACGAAAAAUUGUUCGAAUUCGCGUGGGCCAGAAAAAACCUUUCCGAGAGCACAUACAUUUUAACAACAAUAACAACAACGCCAAAUAAAUACUAAAUGUUUUGUUACAUAUUUUAUUCAA